UUGGAUAAUGGCAUUGACAAUUCGAUUUUACGAAAAUGAGAAGAGGACUCGGAUGCUGUUUUCAUCAUUUAAACUGCGAAGAAAUUAAAUCGAUGCAAAAUAUCGUGAUUUUAAAAUAAAGUGUUUCGAAACAUAGAUCACGAUGAAUCCUAUGACCAAUGUAAAGAACGUGUUAAAACUAAGCAAGCAAGAACUAGCCGGCAACUCCAAAUCUUCGUGGCACGAUCAGUACAAAGACAGUGCGUGGUUAUUUGUCGGCGGUCUUCCGUAUGACUUGACCGAGGGAGAUAUCAUUUGUGUGUUUUCACAAUACGGCGAAGUGGUUAAUAUAAACCUAGUAAGAGACAAAGCUACUGGUAAAUCAAGGGGUUUCGCAUUUAUAUGCUAUGAAGAUCAACGUUCGACUAUCCUUGCUGUAGACAAUUUGAAUGGAAUCAAGAUCUUGGGUCGCACUGUGAGAGUAGACCACUGUGAGUCUUACCGAGCACCAAAUGCUGACAUGAGUAAAGUUGAUGAUGUGACCGCUGUCCUGCGACAGGAAGGAUGUGCUCCUGCGGUACCAAAAGCUGAACCAGUGACAAUAAAACAAGAACCAGUGAAGGAAAAGAAGGAAAAAGUAAAAAAGAGUAAAAAGAAGAAAAAGAAAAGAAGUAGAAGUUCUGAUUCUAGUGACUAGAUGAUUGAAGACUAAUUUAAAGAAUUUCAUUUUCACUUCACACAACAUACUUGAAAAAUACUAUAACAAGAGAUCAAUCUUAUUAAAAAGAUUAAAUUUAAUACAUUUCAAAAAUGAAUGUAACAACAUUACUUUGCUCUACUUAUUGGAAAGACAAGUCUCAUAAGGCAUUUUUUGUAUGAACAAUUCACUUUAAGUUUUAUUAAAUACUGCUUUGAUGCCA
This is a messenger RNA of Leguminivora glycinivorella, 899 nucleotides long. It is a transcript of the gene Rbmx2, whose product is annotated as RNA-binding motif protein, X-linked 2-like. Lineage: Eukaryota; Metazoa; Arthropoda; Insecta; Lepidoptera; Tortricidae. The record is from RefSeq and is a predicted model, not a curated record. Gene Ontology annotation, cellular component: precatalytic spliceosome; U2 snRNP; catalytic step 2 spliceosome. Bases 143 to 676 code for a protein of 177 amino acids. The transcript has 5 exons. Gene Ontology annotation, molecular function: RNA binding. Gene Ontology annotation, biological process: mRNA splicing, via spliceosome.